Molecule: messenger RNA, 2090 nt
Organism: Marmota flaviventris (yellow-bellied marmot)
Lineage: Eukaryota; Metazoa; Chordata; Mammalia; Rodentia; Sciuridae
Gene: Trip10
Product: thyroid hormone receptor interactor 10
Biological process (GO): signal transduction
Molecular function (GO): protein binding
Source: RefSeq, a predicted model, not a curated record
CCGGGCGCGGCGGCGGCGGCGGCUUCGGCGGCGGGAGCAGCAUGGAUUGGGGCACCGAGUUGUGGGAUCAGUUUGAGGUGCUGGAGCGCCACACGCAGUGGGGGCUGGACCUGUUGGACAGAUACGUGAAGUUCGUGAAAGAACGCACAGAGGUGGAGCAAGCUUAUGCUAAGCAGCUGCGGAACCUCGUGAAGAAGUAUCUGCCCAAGAGACCUGCCAAAGAUGACCCUGAAUCCAAGUUUAGCCAGCAGCAGUCCUUCGUACAGAUUCUCCAGGAGGUGAACGACUUCGCAGGCCAGCGGGAACUGGUGGCUGAGAACCUCAGCGUGCGUGUGUGUCUUGAGCUGGUCAAGUACUCGCAGGAGAUGAAGCAGGAGAGGAAGAUGCACUUCCAGGAAGGACGGCGGGCUCAGCAGCAGCUGGAAAGUGGCUUCAAACAGCUUGAAAAUAGUAAACGUAAGUUUGAGCGAGAUUGCCGGGAGGCAGAGAAGGCAGCCCAGACCGCUGAGCGCCUAGACCAGGAUAUCAAUGCCACCAAGGCUGAUGUGGAGAAGGCCAAACAGCAAGCCCACCUCCGGAGUCAUAUGGCAGAAGAAAGCAAGAAUGAAUAUGCGGCCCAGUUACAGCGCUUUAACCGAGACCAGGCCCACUUCUAUUUUUCACAGAUGCCCCAGAUAUUUGAUAAGCUGCAGGACAUGGAUGAGCGCAGAGCCACCCGCCUAGGGGCUGGGUAUGGGCUGCUAUCGGAGGCGGAACUGCAGGUGGUACCCAUCAUCGCCAAGUGCUUGGAGGGCAUGAAGGUGGCUGCCGACGCCGUGGAUGCCAAGAAUGACUCCCAGGUCCUCAUAGAGCUGCAUAAGUCAGGUUUCUCCCGCCCUGGCGACGUGGAAUUCGAAGACUUCAGCCAGCCCAUGAACCGGGCACCCUCCGACAGCAGCCUGGGCACCCCCUCAGAUGGACGGCCUGAGCUCCGGGGCCCUGGCCGCAGUCGUGCCAAGCGCUGGCCCUUCGGCAAAAAGAACAAGCCACGCCCCCCACCCCUCUCCCCCCUGGGGGGCCCCCUGCCCUCGGCCUUGCCUAACGGACCCCCGUCCCCUCGGUCCGGCCGCGACCCCUUGGCCAUACUGAGUGAGAUCAGUAAGUCGGUCAAACCGCGGCUAGCAUCCUUCCGCAGCCUUCGAGGUGGCCGUGGGACUGUGGCGUCGGAGGAUUUUAGCCACCUGCCCCCAGAGCAGCAGAGAAAGCGGCUCCAGCAGCAGUUGGAAGAACGCAACCGGGAGCUGCAGAAGGAGGUGGAUCAGAGGGAGGCUCUGAAGAAAAUGAAGGAUGUGUAUGAGAAGACACCCCAAAUGGGUGACCCUGCCAGCUUGGAGCCCCGGAUCACAGAAACCCUGAGCAACAUUGAGCGGCUGAAAUUGGAAGUGCAAAAGUACGAGGCUUGGCUGGCAGAAGCCGAGAGCCGGGUCCUAAGCAAUCGAGGGGACAGCCUGGGCCGGCACACCCGGCCUCCCGACCCCCCAUCCAGUGCCCCCCCAGACAGCAGCAGCAAUGGGUCACAGGACAACAAGGAGAGCUCUGAAGAGCCCCCCUCAGAAGAGGGCCAGGACACCCCCAUCUAUACAGAGUUCGAUGAGGAUUUUGAGGAGCCCACGUCUCCUAUAGGCCAGUGUGUGGCCAUUUACCACUUUGAAGGGUCCAGCGAGGGCACCAUUUCCAUGACCGAGGGCGAGGACCUUAGUCUGAUGGAAGAGGACAAAGGCGACGGCUGGACACGGGUCAGGCGGAAACAGGGAGGUGAGGGCUAUGUGCCCACCUCCUACCUCCGAGUCUCGCUCAACUGAACUUGCCAGAGGCGGGAAGAGGGGGCCUGUCGGCUGCUGCUUCUGGGCCACGGGGAGCCCUAGGACCUAUGCACUUUAUUUCUGCCCCCGUGGCUUUGGCUGAGACCUGUGUAACCUGCUGCCCCCCAUCCCACCUGUCAUCCCAACAGACCCGCUGUGCCUUCCAGCGUCGAUGUACAUACUCAUGUUCAAGUCUUCCCGCCACUCGGCUUGGGCCAUUUCGUUUUAUAUAAAAAAAAAUUAUGUAAA